Messenger RNA from Caenorhabditis remanei, 2829 nucleotides. RefSeq lists its product as uncharacterized. The record is from RefSeq and is a predicted model, not a curated record. Bases 1 to 2829 code for a protein of 942 amino acids. Lineage: Eukaryota; Metazoa; Nematoda; Chromadorea; Rhabditida; Rhabditidae. Gene Ontology annotation, molecular function: ubiquitin protein ligase activity; ribosome binding. Gene Ontology annotation, biological process: rescue of stalled cytosolic ribosome; protein ubiquitination. The transcript has 15 exons.
AUGAGAAACCUUCUUCAGAAUCCGUUAACCAUGCCCGACGACGCGGCUGACGAGAAAAAGCCAGAUGAAGCCAAAAAGAACAAUCAAGCCAAGGGUCGUGGCCAAGGAUCAAAUGCCAAUCGUGGAAGAGGAGGUUCAAAUAACAACAAUGCUUCGAAGAAGCUCAACUCCUCACGACCGACACCGAAUUCUCGACAACCUACAAAAGUGGACAUGAAAAAGUACGAAAGAAUGAUCUCAGCUGCUCAUACCAACUUCUCUGAUAUUCCGUGUGGUCCAAAAUCUGUAGACUGUGAUAUUUGUUGCAAGAAAAACGACGUCUUUGGAAUUGGUUCUUGUCGGCAUCCUGUCUGUGCAGAAUGUGUGAUUCGAAUGCGAAUUCUCGGUAAUUCCAAAACUUGUCCAGUUUGCCGUGCAGAUAUUGAUAUCUUGUCAUUCUGUACUCUCGAUGAAGACCUCGCAACAGUGCCACUUUCUUUCAAGUUAUCCGGACAUCCAGAUGAAUAUCGCUUCGGAAUAAGAUUCAGCAAUAAAGUGGCUGGUACCAAGUACGAAAAGUAUCUGGCACAUGUAUGCAAAAUUUGUAAAACUGAUGAUGGUGAACGUCUGGAGUUUCCAUCGUUCAUGUCUCUUCGUCAGCAUAUGGCCAGUCGACAUGAGCAAUCUUACUGCCAUAUUUGUACGGACAAUUUAAAUUUGUUCUCGAGAGAAAGAAAAACGUACACAAGAGAAAUGCUCCAGAGACACAUGAAACAGGGUGAUUUCGAUGAUAAAAGCUUCAAAGGGCAUCCUCAAUGCCUGUUCUGCGAGCAGAAAUUUCUGGAUGAGGAGAAUCGUUACCGUCAUCUUCGUAAAGAACACUUUUUCUGCCAGUUCUGUGAAUCGGAUGGAACAAUGACCAAUGUAUUCUUCGGAAAACACGAUGAACUUAAAAAGCAUUACAAAGAUCAUCACUUUAUCUGUGAAACUGAAGAGUGCAAGCAGAUGGGAAUAGCAUUUGCUAAUAAGUUCGAACUUGAUUUGCAUAGAGCAAAUGAACACUCUGAAAAGAGAAACCUUAUCGAGCUAGGUUUUGGACAAAGAGCUCCAGACCCUGGGCGACCAAUGGGAAGAGGUCGAGGUCCUCUCCGGUACAACGAACCGCCUCCUCCGCCGGUUCCUCGAGAAAGAAUCGCGUUGGUUCAGCGGCAAGUUGAAACUAAUCCUCAAAGUGAUCCAAGCCAGUUUACUACUGUUCGAUCAGCUCAGAGCAAAGGAGUUUUCACGAGUACUAGAUCUGCAUUUACACCUAGUAAUCAAGACUUUCCGAGUCUCGCACCGCAAGCUCCACCGCCAAGUAUUCGUUCUUCGGAAUUCCCUCGCCUGAACAAAGUGAACAAAAGUGCAACUGCCGCUGCCGCUGCUGCUGCUCCUGUAGUUGACCAUUUCCCAUCAUUAGGAGAAACUUCAACACCAUCUGCUCCACCUCUUCGAAUUAAAGUUCCUCCGCUCGUAAAGAAGAGACAACCACCUCCAUCCGCUCCAGUGCAACAAAAAUCUAGACAAUCUUCUUCUCGUCAACACGCUCCUCGAGAGGAAGAUGAGGAUUAUACAUCUUCAAGAAGAGAUGUUCCACAAACUGUAGUGAAAGUCAACAAUUCUUUACUUCGGUUCGACACUGUCGAUCGUGUUGUUCCAACUGCGAAAUCUAACAUACAAAUGAUACAAAGAACAGAUCAACAAGUAGCUCCUUCGGCUUCAUCUUCUUCUUCUGCAGCUGCUCCAGGAAUGUUCGAUUUCCCCUCGUUACCAGCUGCUUCUGCGCCCAUACAACCGGCAAAUAGUUCUUGGCUCAAUAGUAAGAACAGCAAAAUUAAGUCAGCCGGAGCUAUUUCAAGCGUAACUGUGCCUGCCAAUUACUCCAAAGCGACGAAAAAUCAAAACAAAAAGAAGAACAAAGUUUCUGUUCCUAAAACGGAAGUUUGGUCAUCUCUUGGUCCAGCCCCAGAAGUAUCAACUUUAGCUGAAACGGAUACGUGGCAGGACAUACCAUUGUCCAAAGAAGCACUGGCUGAGAAAGAGCGUCGAGAGAAAAAGGAAGAAUGGGCUCGUAAGAAGGCAGAGAUUCAGGCGAGAGUUGCGGCCGCGUCGAAAGAGAAAUCGACAGCAGUUGCCGACGAAGUCGAACCAGAAUUACCCCAGAGAUCGGUCACUCCUCCUUCUAAUAAUACUCCUCCUCCGAAAGAAGAGAGUCCCGAGUGGAUUGUAGCCGCACCGAAGAAAGCAGAAGUAACUAAAAAUGCAGCUAGUCAGAAAAAGAAUAAGAAGAAUAAGGAAGACGUCGCAACGUCUACAAAGCAGGAGCCGACACCAUCUGCUGCUCCACCAGUCGAACCAACUCCUUCAGUUCCUCCAGCAGCUUCAAUCGCUUCAACAUCUUCAAUUGCUCCAAAGCGAGAGGAGCCUGUUAAGGAUUCCUACCAAGAGAAAAUGGAUGCGUUGUGGAAUAUGCCGAAGUUGCCUUCAAUGACAUCAAUGUUCUCGUCUUUUUCCAUCUCGGGAAUUUUUGGCAUGGGCCCGAAUUCUAACGUUCCGACACCAACAACUAAUAAUCCCCCUCCAGGAUUGGAAAAUGUCGUCUUAACACCUCCACCUGGACUCGGGUUUCCAACUCGAAAACCUGAAGAGAUUUCAUUCGCUUCUGCCCCAAUGCUGUCUCAUGACGAUGUGAAGGAAAAACGAGAAAGAAUGGAAGCAGAGAGACGAAAAAAGGAGAAAGAGACCGAGAAGGUAGAUGACGGCUGGGUUACAACCGGAAAAGCUACAAACAAGAAGAACAAAAAGAAGUAA